CCAAAUCAAAGAAGCCGAUCAUGCUGCCUGUUACGUUUAUGGAUGGGACGACAAAGACUCUGCUGACAGAUUCAGCUACAACAGCCAAAGAGCUCUGUAACUCUUUGGCUGAUAAGAUCAGCUUGAAGGACCACUUUGGAUUUUCACUUUACAUUGCUCUGUUUGAUAAGGUCUCUUCCCUCGGAAGUGGCAGCGACCACGUGAUGGAUGCUGUUUCUCAAUGUGAGCAAUAUGCCAAAGAGCAAGGAGCCCAGGAACGGAAUGCUCCCUGGAGGCUCUUCUUCAGGAAGGAGAUCUUCACACCCUGGCACAACCCAAAUGAAGACAACGUUGCAACAAACCUCAUUUAUCAGCAAAUAGUGAGAGGAGUAAAGUUUGGGGAAUACCGGUGUGAUAAAGUAAGUUGUAGGCACAAGGAUUGCCCCCCAAAAAGUUGGAGAUACAGUGACACAUUGGGUGCUUUUUAUGAAUCGGUGUUCCCCAGAAUGAGUUUUGAUUGGUUUCCGGUGGUCCCGCCACCUUCACUGGUGCUAGGGAUGAAGGACCCCCAUGAAUAUGGAAAAACCAAAAAUAACACUACUCUUUUUAUGUAA
Messenger RNA from Sceloporus undulatus (fence lizard), 593 nucleotides. RefSeq names its product unconventional myosin-VIIa-like. NCBI's taxonomy places the organism in Eukaryota, Metazoa, Chordata, Lepidosauria, Squamata, Phrynosomatidae. The transcript has 2 exons. Gene Ontology annotation, cellular component: cytoskeleton. The record is from RefSeq and is a predicted model, not a curated record. Bases 21 to 593 code for a protein of 190 amino acids.